Peronospora farinosa is the source of this 1098-nucleotide messenger RNA. Lineage: Eukaryota; Oomycota; Peronosporomycetes; Peronosporales; Peronosporaceae. The record is from the annotation of a GenBank genome assembly.
AUGGCUGCUCGACUACGUCGCGGAGAUAUUCCUUGUCGUGGUGCUAACCUUGGCGGUUGGCUAGUCGCUGAGCACUGGUUGACUUGGGACUCGAGUUUGUGGCACGGCGUGCCCGACGAGAUCAAGAACCGAGGGGAAUUCGCGAUUAUGAAGUUUUUGGGCCAUGAAGAGGGCGACCGCCGGUUUGAUGAACACAGGCGAACGUGGGUCACGGAGGACGAUAUUGCCGAGAUGAAACGGUUCGGGCUCAACACCGUGCGAGUACCUGUGGGCUACUGGAUUAUGGGUUUUGAUCCGACCGACUUCCCUAACAAGCAAGAGUGGGCGGUGUUUGCUCCUCAUGCACUACGGUAUUUGGAUGAGUUGGUAAACCGUUGGUGUGUAAAAUACGAUAUCGCAGUGAUCGUGGACAUUCACGCAGCUAAAGGUUCCCAAAAUGGCCGCGAGCACAGCGCUGCAGUCGCAAAUGGAGCCAAGUACUGGUGUCAAUACCCGGAAAAUGUGAACAAUACGGUACACCUGGCCAAAUUCUUGGCUUCACGAUAUCGCGACUGUCCUGCCUUCCUUGGCGUUGGUCUUCUCAAUGAACCUGAGGCUCCAACAGAACAACGUGUACUUCAAGCCUACUACGAGCGUGCAUACUCUGAGAUUCGUGCAACUGGGAAUGACUGUGUGUUGACCGUGUCACCGCUGUUAACAGAGCAGGGACCUCCAUUCAUGGAGGACUUCAUGCGCUACCCAAAGUACUACAAUGUAUGGCACGAAUGGCAUCCCUAUUUUAUCUGGGGCUAUGAAGGUCAGAAUCGCAAUCAUGUGCUGCAAGCUAUCCGCCGUUAUGGAAAUCAAGUCUCUUCUUGGAAGGGAAAUUGGCUUCUCAUCGACGAGUGGAGUUUGGGUUCUCAAGAGUGUGCCUUUACAAGUAAAGACCGUAAUGGACUCAAGCAAUUCGCGUCGGCGCAACUUGAAGCGUUCAGCAAGGCUCACGCGGGAUGGAUAUUUUGGUCUUGGCGCCAUUCGGAUGACGGACACAACCGUCCGACGGGUUGGUCGAUGCGGCAGUUGCUGCGUGAUGGUGUGAUAAAGCUGAAUGAAGCGUAA